CGCGAGAAGGUGUGUUUCCGGAAGACGUGGCUGUUGCUGCAGUGGCAGCUGUCAUCCAAAUUGUUCAAAAAGGAGCGCUCGAAUAACUCUAUCUAAAACAUUUUCUUUACUUCUGCUUUUAUCUUUACCCAUUUAUCCGGCGUCGAGAUGAUUUCGCUAACGGAUUCCCAAAAGAUUGGAAUGGGAUUAACAGGCUUCGGCGUGUUCUUCCUCUUCUUCGGGAUGAUCCUUUUCUUUGACAAAGCACUCCUGGCUAUUGGAAAUAUCCUGUUUGUUGCUGGACUUGCCUUCGUCAUCGGGCUUGAGAGGACCUUCCGCUUCUUUUUCCAGAAGCACAAGAUUAAGGCCACCAGUUUCUUCCUGGGAGGUGUGUUCGUGGUGUUGAUUGGCUGGCCCAUUAUUGGGGUCGUGCUGGAGGUCUACGGCUUUUUCCUGUUGUUCAGGGGUUUCUUCCCAGUCGCAGUAGGAUUCAUCAGAAGGAUACCUGUCCUCGGCUCCAUCCUAAACCUGCCGUUCAUCAGUGCAUAUGUGGACAAAGUGGGCGAGAGCAACACCAUGGUAUAACAGUGACUUUUUCUACCCAGAGAAGGCUGUUUGAAUACAGCAGUUUUUAUAGAGCAACACAAUCUCCCAUUGGGCUGUUUUGAAGCAGCUAAGGUUAUAUUUUUUAAGAUUCCUUCCUCCUCCGGCAGGCAAAGACUGCUUUCUGUCUUCUCUGUAAUUUCCCUGGUCAGUGCUACCAAUCAAAUGUUCAUCAGCUUGUCGCACCACUGUUACUAAAGGAUGGAGUUACUAAGGUCACUAUAAUAAAUAUUUCAAAUCCUAUUGAUCCCUUCACUGUUAAGUGCAUCUGGCAUUAUAGUGGAGGAUGGACGAUUCCCUCAAAUGCUCAUUGACACUGUCUACGUGACUUUCUUUCUCUGUGGAAGAAACAGACAAACCUGCAAGGAUGAGAAGUGGAACGACAGCUUUCCGUGUUGUCAUGUUUCUGUGCCUGUGCUUUAACUUUAUUUGGACAAAAGCUUUUAUGUUUUUUUUUGUCUCCAACUGUGGACUUUAUUUUAUCUAUCCAAGUGCAUCAUCUAAAGUGCAUGGCCUAUUUUUGGUCACGACCAAAUCCACUUUUGCUAGUUGCUCAGAAAAAACCUGUCUAGCUGCAUGGUUGGAAAGGGUUGCAUUUGGUCUCUUAAUUAAUCAUCGCUAUGUUUUAGGUGUAACAUUGCAUAAAUCAAUCAGACUGCCAUCUCCCAUGCCCAUUAAAAGUGGUUUGUUUUUAUAAUUAGGAGGAUUCAUUCUAUCUUGCUACAAUGUGCCCUUAAAAUAACAGUGAAAUCCUGCUACAUGAACUUCAGACUAUUUAUGUUGGUUAAAAGCACAAUCACAUUCCCUCCACAUACCCUCCUCAACAUAUGAAUGUGUCAACAAUUUACCUGACCACACCUCAUUUUAAGACCAACACACCACUCAGUGUAUUUUCCAAUUUAGACUGUGUUGGUGCUGGACGAGAAAAUGACAACUGUGUCGCUCUGAAACUAGAAAAGAAACUUGCGUCACACUUUGUAAUUCUUUGUACCACUUUGCGCUACUUUGCACCAGGUGUAAGAUAGAGCCCUAUGUUUAUAGUGUGUUGCAGCUAUUUGAAUACCAAAUGUGGCUAUUGUAACAUUUUCCCUUUGUUUCUUGUCAUUACUUUGGGUUAAUGAGUACUUUGGUAUAAAUUAUUAUUCAAAUGUUUGACUUCAUGUAUAGUAAGGUGCUAUGGGAUCGUAUUUGAUAUUCAUUUACCCCAUGAGCUUUUAAAUGCGUUUACUAUUAGUGUGGCCAGAAACUGACAACACUCAUUUCAUGAUGACACAUAUAUAGUAAAGUUAACUCAGCUGGUCCUACAAGCUUGGGAAUGUAUACUGCUCGCACUGCUGUAGCCAGGAACGUGCUAAUGCUAAUCUCAGUCGCAAUAGAUCUCCAAGCUAACUGGUUUGUUAACUGUCAUUUACAAGCUCAGUUGUUUACUGGAAAAUUCUGUAGGAUCUCACUUUUCAUGAAACAUAUUUGUCUCUUAACUGUACACACAACAUGUCUCCUUUUUUAGGACAGUUUACACUCCAGCAGAGAAGUUUUGCUAAAAAGUUAUUAUAGCUUCCUCUGAUUCAGACUGUCUAGCUCUUUGUUCCCUCAAAAGUCAGCAUUGAAAAGACUUUCCUGCAGAAAUUCAUGAUGAUGAAGAUUUAGCUGUAAGCGACGAUACUGGGUUAAAGCCCUUUUGCUUCCAACACAGAGAAGCUGUUAAAUCAGCCGAUAUAAAGCCAUGUGCAGCAGCGAGCAGGUUUCAGUCUUCACCAAGCCCAGCAUUUCAGGUAAUUUAAUUCUGUAUAGGUUGGGACACUGACAGAAAAGUUUACACUGUAUCAGGACUUAUUCCUAAUGUUAGACCUAUGCUGAGAACACAAUGAAUAAGUCAUGAUUCAUUUGACUGUAAACUGCAUGGAGAGUGAAAGAAGAAUAUACAUUUGACAGAGCGAGUGACAAAGUAAAACACAAAUUGUCUUUAAUAAGGUGAUGGCACCAGAACAGCUUCAGUGUGCAGUGACUCGACAAAUGUCAUUACUGGAAUAGAUGAACACUAUUCCUCCAAAAGAUAUUCCUCCAUUUGGUGUUUCGAUGAAGAUGGUGAAGAGUGCUGUCUGACGUAUCAGUCUUAAAUCUCCUAUUUGUGUUAAACUAUGUGUAGAUCUGGUGAUUAUAUGAAGGGCACAGGGUAUGAUUCAUAUCAUUCAUAUACUCAUCAUUCAUUGAGCCUUCCUGCUCAAAAGAUGGGCGCAGUGUCGUCCUGUUUCUCUAGUUAUUUUUAAGGUUUUUCCUUUAACUUCCCAUCUUUCGGUAAAUGCAUUUAACUUUGUGUUUAAUUAUGCAAGGCCAUGACGACACAUGCUUCUUCCAUCCUCAAAAAAUGAAGCCAAGUUUUCGAAUAAAAAAAAUGAAAUACUUAAA
This is a messenger RNA of Scophthalmus maximus (turbot), 2988 nucleotides long. It is a transcript of the gene golt1ba, whose product is annotated as golgi transport 1Ba. Gene Ontology annotation, biological process: endoplasmic reticulum to Golgi vesicle-mediated transport; retrograde transport, endosome to Golgi. Lineage: Eukaryota; Metazoa; Chordata; Actinopteri; Pleuronectiformes; Scophthalmidae. The record is from RefSeq and is a predicted model, not a curated record. The transcript is spliced from 5 exons. Bases 148 to 564 code for a protein of 138 amino acids. Gene Ontology annotation, cellular component: membrane; endoplasmic reticulum.